Messenger RNA from Archocentrus centrarchus (flier cichlid), 3830 nucleotides. It is a transcript of the gene scara3, whose product is annotated as scavenger receptor class A, member 3. The record is from RefSeq and is a predicted model, not a curated record. NCBI's taxonomy places the organism in Eukaryota, Metazoa, Chordata, Actinopteri, Cichliformes, Cichlidae. The transcript is spliced from 12 exons. The coding region runs from base 508 to 2334 and encodes 608 amino acids.
UGUCCCUCCCUCUCUAAAGCUACACAUGGUUUCUGUCUAAGAAGGUUUAGCUUUCUCUGGCUCUGGAUGGGAGAGGGAUAAUGCCAGAGAGCUGCAGACAAACACACGUGCAAAAGUUAGAUGAGCUUUGACCAGUUUCCUUUGGCAUUGACAGAUGUUUAAGAAUAUUUCCAAUAAUCUAGAAAUUACAUCGUUUUUUUUUUUUAAUAAUAAUGAUAUAGUUUAAGUUGUAGAGCGGAUCUUUUCUUCCCACCACAUUGGAUGCGCGUGAACCCUUCUGUGAGUGAGUUGCUUCUGUUUUCAAAUCUGGAGGCACUUUUUUCCCCUUUCUUUGGAGAUUUGGUUACAACUGGAACAUUUCGCAUGAAUGACCAAUUGGUACACUGCUGACUACUUUUGCUUUUGCUCUGCACUUGAUUUGUGAGAAGGAAAAAAAGACUGCAACGUCAUUAGGCUGAGCAUCAGCGAAGUGGGCAAUCCUGCACAGGACAUCUGGAGCCAGAAAUCAUGAAAGACAACUAUGGUGGAUAUGAGAACCAGCUUUUCAAAGAGGAGGAUUUCACUGGCGAGGAGGAGGAAAUGCCUUCAUUUAGAGGUCGUACUAGAGGUGGCUGCGUGAGGUGCCAGCAGAGCCACUCUCUCCAGCUGGCUGUCAAAAUCCUCUACGGCUUUGUUGCCUUCCUCAUCAUUACUGUUGCAGUGCUGGCUUCACUCGUGUUCAGGAAGGUGGACAACCUCGCUGAAGAAGAAUCAGCUUACUACAAAAAGAUCACCAAGGUCCAGCAAGGAAUAGAGGAUGUGAGGGCCACGUCAAACUGUUCAGGCUGCCUGGAUGCAACUCUGUACAGUGAGGAGAUCAGCAAGCUGAAGAGAGAGUUUGAAGACAUUCAGAGAAUGAUACUGGCACAGGAGCAGGUCCUUGACCAAGCCUCCCAGACUCAGGCCACCCUAAAGGAUACAAGCAACCGGCUGACACGUGACAUCCAAAACCACCUCAUGUCGAUCAAAGUUCUCAAUCAGUCACUGGAAAGGUGCCUGGAUCGGGUGGAGGGCUGGAAGGACGUGGUUGAAGAAACUCAGGAGAAGAUGAAAACAGUGACGGAGGAUCAGUUUGACAUCAAAGCUACAGCACAUCAAGUUAACACAACAGUGGCACACAGUAUACAGUGGAUAGAUGCCCUACAGAGAAAAGCAGAUGAGGACACUUAUGUUCUCCAUAAGUUGACCAGUGACUGGCAGAACUACAGCCGGGUUCUGAGUGCUAUCAAGUCCAACACCAGCAUCACAAUGCAAGUCAUCCGCUUCCUGCAGAACAACGUUGCAGCAGAUCACCAAAGAAUUGCCAUGUCCACUGAGAUGUACUAUGACCUCACUCAGCAGGUGAUAAACCUGCAGAUGCAGCUUGACAAUGUGUCAACAUUCAUGGAUGAACAUGAGGAGAACAUGCAUGACCUUCACUACCAUUCCAGGUACUAUGAAAACCGGACAGGUGAGCGAUUCUCUGCCUUGGAUGGCCGCUUGAACUCCAUUGAGAUGGAGAUUGAAACAAUUUCCUCCAGCAUAAACGCUACUGUGAACCACGUCCAGGGCAUGUACAAGUACAUCAGCAUUGAGAGUUCAUCUUGCCAGAGCCGCUUGGGCAGACACACCGAUGAACUACAGAACUUGAACAACACAGUUUUACUACUGUUGCACUUAGCCGACACGUUAAGACAGCAGAACGUGCUGCUAAAUGUCCGGCUGGAUAUGGAUGUCAGGAACUUGUCCAUGGUGAUGGAGGAGAUGAAACUAGUGGAUGUUCACCAUACACAGCUAAUAAAGAACUUCACUAUACUUAAAGGUGCUCCUGGACCACCAGGACCCAAAGGGAACCGUGGUGAAACAGGCCCCAAAGGACCCAUUGGACUUACUGGCAGCAAAGGUGACCAAGGUCCUACAGGAGGCCGUGGAUCUGCUGGACCCAAGGGUUCACUAGGCCAGAAAGGAGAACCUGGUGAACAGGGCAAUAUUGGCAGUAGAGGGGCACAAGGUAGCAAAGGAGCUAAGGGGUCCAUGGGUCCACCAGGCCCCAAAGGUGACAGGGGCCAAAAAGGUGAUAUGGGUCCCCCUGGUAAAGAUGGUCUUCCAGGACCUCCAGGGCCUCCAGGGAUCCAGAGCCAGACAGGACUACCUGGCAUCAUUGGGCCAACAGGACCUAAGGGAAAACCAGGGCCAGUAGGGCCACCUGGACCACCAGGAACCCCUGGGCCUCCAGGCAUGCCCUAUAUCCAUGACCAAAUCAACAACUCCAGGCAGGGGACUGUGGCACCUGCUGCUGGUUCCAAGAGACACUAACAAGAAACAUGGAGUCAGAUGUAAUUUGUCUCGUAUGAAGAAGAUGAAGGGGUCAUGGUCAGAUGCCCAAUAAUCCAUUUCUAUGGGAUUGUGAAGGACAAUGAAGAAUUUUAUGAGCAAAUACAGCAAAUCAAAUUUAACAUGUUGUGUUAAGGAGGCUUGUCCUGGUGUCCACAUGAAAUGAAAUGAAAAAGGAAGGUCUAAAACAGAAAACAGAACUGCUAUCACAGACCAAACUGUUGUUGAGCUAAAAAUGGACUGUGCUUGGAAAGACUUAGAAUUUUUGGAGGUGGUCUUCUUACAAUGGAUGGCAUCUCUUGUAGUGGAAAUGAUAUACCAAUAACAAAUUACUGUACAGAACAGAAAGAAAAACUAGAUGACAAAAUUAUUAGGAAUAAAAAAAAAGGAAAAAGAUCCAUUACCAAAUUUGAAGUCUUGCCUGUUUAACGUGCUGGAAGCAAAGAAUGUGUUUGAGGUUGUUGUCAAGCCACCAAAACCUCUUGGGGCAUAAUAAGUGGAAGGGCUGUUAACCACAGAUUUGGAAUAAGUAGUGGUGUUUUCCAUCCAGACUAGCCAAAGAUUUACAUUCUCAAUCACAACUCUAUGGAAUAAUAUCCACUAUUAUGUACACAUUGUUGAUACAUCCUCUCUAAUGGAUGGCACUGUUGUUGAAGCGUAAAAAAGAAACUUAAAACCAGUUUGCUUAUUUUUGGAGUUUCAGAGCGGGUACUCUGAAGUCUUUUUUCCUUCUAAUGGGUUCAUAGCCAGUGUUUGAAGGUGAUAAAUUGUUUUUGGGUUUUUUUCUCCAUCUGAAUGUCUCUUACAAUCAAAGAUUAGUUCUUAGAUGAAGAUAAUAAAAAUGAAAGCUACUAAAAACUCCUGUUGACAUUAAAGAUUAUAAUUUUUACAAUUCUGGUCAUAAAAUAGGAAGCUUCAUACCACUCCUAUGUCGUACAGCACGGAGCUUUAAGUGGUGAUUAAUCUAGUUUAGCAUAAAGACUGGGAACAGGGAGGAAAGGUAGCUCAUCUCUUUGCAAAGCUAUAACAUGAUAAAGAAAAAAAAUUAAGAUGUGUAACUUUUGAACAUUAGAGACACCAAGCCAUUUCCUUCAGUUUCCAGACUUUAUCUGAAACUAAGUGCAUCACUGGCUUCAUCUCAUGUAUACAGACAAUGAAAGUGCUUUAUUUUUCUCACACUUGGCAAGAAAGCAAAUAAGCACGUUUCACAUUGUGCACAACUAAAACUUUAAGAUGUAUGAUGCCUGAGAGGUCACAGAAUUAAAUUUGUCAAGUAUUUAAAACAACACAAAAACCCCUCUGCCGGAGUUAUUUUUCUCUUUACACUGUGAUAACAGACAAUGACUUUCUAAUGGGGUUUUGAGCUUAAAUAACACAAGUAAUCAUUUCUAUAUCAGAGUGAAAGAUUUACCAAAAGGAAAUUAUAAAAUGUUUGUAAAUCUGGAUGUUGUAAUGAAAUGCAACUGGCUUGCAUUGAA